Molecule: messenger RNA, 13094 nt
Organism: Podarcis muralis (Common wall lizard)
Lineage: Eukaryota; Metazoa; Chordata; Lepidosauria; Squamata; Lacertidae
Source: RefSeq, a predicted model, not a curated record
ACAAGCGGCGGCGAAACCAGCAGCAGCAGCAGCAGCAGCAGCAGCAGCAGCAGACUCCCACAAUGAGAGGGGAGAUGCUGUUCCUCACUGCGCUCCAUGCCACGCUCUUUGCUUCAGCGCAAGUUAUGGCUCAGAAAAGGGAGAGAGUGGUCUGCUCCAACGUCUACACGGCCGACAUUGUGUUCCUGGUGGACGGAUCCUCUAGCAUUGGAAGAGCCAACUUCCAAAUGGUCCGGAACUUCAUGGAGGGGCUGGUUGCCCCUUUUGUCAAUGUGGUGGGUGAGAGAGGGGUGCGCUUUGGAGCCGUGCAGUACAGUGACGAACCCAGGACCGAGUUCACGUUCUCCACAUACCGCAAUGGGACAGCGGUGAUGAAGGCUGUCCGAGAGAUGGCCUACAAGUCUGGGAACACGCGGACAGGGGCAGGCUUUCGCCAUGUGGCAGAUAACUUCUUUGGAGCCAGUCAGAUCCGGCCUAAUGUUCCAAAGAUCUGCAUCCUCAUCACAGAUGGAAAGUCUCAGGAUGAAGUUGAGGGGGCAGCUGCAAAGCUGAAGGAUCAAGGCAUUAAAGUCUUUGCUGUGGGCAUCAAGAACGCGGACAGCAGCGAGCUGACCAAAGUGGCUUCCACCCCCACGGAGGAUUAUUUCUUCUUUGUCACUGACUUUAAAAUCCUCUCAACUCUCUUGCCGCUGGUGUCACGGAGGGUGUGCACCAGCACCGGGGGCAUCCUACAGCCAGCAGGUACAGAGACAUAUGGUGGCCCCUCGAAUUUGGUCUUCUUGGAGCAGGGAACAGAUAUGCUGAGGAUCCGCUGGACAGCAGCUGGUGGUCCUGUAAUAGGCUACAAAGUCCAGUAUGUGCCUCUCACAGGCUUGGGGCAGCAAAUAACAGCUGAGAGGCAGGAGGUUAGUUUGGGACCUGGUGAGACGAGUACCGUGCUACGUGGUUUGAGGGGAGGCACAGAUUACCUGGUGACUGUUAUUGCUCAGUAUGCCAACAGCAUUGGAGAAUCCGUGUCUGGCAAAGGACGUACUCAGGCUGUGUCUGGAGUGACAAAUUUCCAAGUGUUGGAUGCAGGACCCACCUUCCUUAGGCUGUCAUGGGCCCCUGGUCUGGGCACCCUACAGGGCUAUAGGCUCACGUAUCUGGGCAGAGGUGAAACUCAGCCCGAGGAGAUCAGUCUUGGGCCCAGUGCUACUUCAGCCUUGCUCAGCAACCUUCGUCCCAACACUGACUAUAUGAUCACACUCUACCCGAUCUACCCCCGUCAGACAGUGGCACCUGCCGUGAUCAAUGGCCGAACGUUGGGUUUGUCAGGAGUGCAACAACUGUCUGCCCUGAACAUCUCCUCCCAGGGCAUGCUGGUGACCUGGCGGGGCGUGAGUGGAGCAACGGGAUACCGUGUUACCUGGGGCCUCCUCUCAGGUCAGGAUGUGCAGAGAGCUGAUGUGGAUCCCAGCAAAAACUCCUUCUUGUUGACUGGACUGCAGCCUGAUAGUGAUUACCUGGUGACUGUUGCUCCAGUCUUUGGGCAGGUGGAAGGGCCAAAAGCCUCCAUCAGGAGGAGAACUGAAGCCAUUAUACUCCAGACUCUGAGAAUUGUCACUAUUGAUCCAACGUCUAUCCAGUUGGCCUGGAACAUCAUCCCUAACGCCCGAGGUUAUCGGCUGGAAUGGAGAAAAGCAACAGGUUUGGAGCCCCCCAGGACUGUGACACUGCCCACCAAUGAAAACAGCUACACUCUGACAGGGUUGCAGCCAGGCACUGAAUACCACAUCACUCUCUUCACCUUGUAUGACGGCAAGGAAGUGGCCACCCCAGUUACCAUCUUGCAGACUGGGGUGGCACAACCCGUGGGCAGCAUCUCUGACUUGAGGGUCACUGAGACUUUGGGGAACAGAGUCAGACUGGCCUGGACGGGUGUCCCUGGGGCCACAGCAUAUAAAGUUGUGCUACGCAACACCCAGGAUGGCACGGAGAAGACACGGCGUAUCCCAGGCUCCCAGACCACCGAGGACCUGACUGAUCUGAAAGAGGACGUUGUUUAUGUGGUGCGCAUAUCAGCAGUUAUUGGCAACCGUGAGGGUAGCGCUGUUCCUCUCAACAUCCGAAUCCAACGCCCAUCUGUGGGCAGCAUCACCAACCUACAAGUGGCUGCCCUUGGACCCAGCCAAUUGCGGGUGACGUGGAAUCCAGUUGCCGGGGUUACUGGAUAUAAGGUGACGUGGCGGCAGAGAGAUGGUCAAGAGUUCUCUCAAGUCCUUCCAGCUAAUAGAAACUCCUACACUAUUGAGGGCCUGAGGCCUGGGUCUUUCUAUCUCAUUGGGGUCUCAGCCUUGGUUGGCAACAGAGAAGGGAGUCCGGUUACCGCCACAGCUACAACAGCCCCUGAUCAAGUGGGAAUGGUCACCAGCUUACAGGUCCUGGAGUCUCGGAGCACGGAUGUGCGAGUCACAUGGGUUGGUGUGCCCGGAGUUACAGCCUACAGAAUUGUGUGGGGCCGCAGUGAUGGUGGACCUGAAAACAGCAAGCUGGUCUCGGGAAGCACCAAUUCCUUUGACAUCCAGAACCUGGAAGGCGGAGUCAGCUACACUGUGAAGGUCACUGCACUGAUUGGCAACCGCGAAGGAGACCCCGUGUCUCUCAUUGUCACCACACCGACAGUCUCAGUUCAGCCAGUUGGGAAUCUGCGUGUGACCGACACCUCUGAAAAGCACAUCCGGGUCGAAUGGAGCCCAGCGCCAGGAAGCACAGGCUAUCGGCUUGUCUGGCAGCCGGCAGAUGGUGGACCAGAGAGGAGCCAGCUGCUUCCAGCCAGUGUCAACACCUAUGACAUCAGAGACCUGCAGCCAGGAGGGCGUUACGAAAUCCGCAUCACCAGCCUGGUGGGCAACCAGGAGAGCAGAGCUGUGGCUGUUGUUGCCAACACUGCAGCAAUGGGUCGUGUGACCAACUUCCGGGUGGCAGAGAUUCAAAGGGAUGCUGCGAUUUUGACCUGGACUCCUGUUCCUGGGGCCACUGGCUAUCUCCUCACUUGGAAAUCUCCACGAGACGAAGUGGAAGCACAGAGAACGUUGCCUGGGUCUGCCACAUCGCACCAAGUGUCUGGCCUCCGCCUGGGCAGGAGCUACACCUUCACCAUCCGCCCGCUGUUUGGGAGCGUCACAGGUCCUGAGACUUCUGUGACUGACCGCACAGUCUGCCGAGAUGCCCGCAGAGACAUUGUUUUUCUCGUGCAUGCCACUCGAGACAACGCCUACAACGCAGAGGCCGUGCAGAGCAUCCUCUCCAACACUGUAUCUGCACUGGGCCCGUUGGGUCCUGGUGCCACCCAGGUGGGCAUUGUGCUUUAUAGCUACCGAGGCCUCCCUGUACUCCGGCUCAACCGCUCUAGUGACUUGCCAACAGUCCUGCAGUUUAUCCGCUCGCUGCGCUAUGAUGAACCCAGUGGCAAUGCCAUUGGAGCUGCCAUCAAUUUUGCCAAGAGCGACAUGCUGAGCCUCGCUGCAGGGCGCAGACCUGGUGUGCCUGGGACCCUGGUCAUCCUGGCGGAUGGUCCAUCUAGCGAUGAUGCCAUUGGGCCAGCCAGGGAUCUCAAGGCCGCAGGCAUCCAGGUGCUGGCUGUUGGCAUGAACGGGGCUGACCGCGAGCAGCUGCGCCGCCUGGUGACCAAUGAGGACCGGCGCAAUGUUUUCUUUGUGAGGAGGGAUUUGAGCACUCUGCCAGAGGCGGAAGAGGGGCUUGUCAACGCCCUCUGCAGGGCAGCCGACACUGAAGGGCCUAGACCAGAGCCCUGUACGGUGCAGUGUCCUAAGGGUGAGAAGGGCGAGCCUGGUGAGAUUGGACGGAAAGGACGCAUGGGACUUCCUGGGCCUUCUGGAGAUCCGGGGCGCAACGGGAUCCCAGGUCCUCCAGGCCCAGUAGGACCUCGGGGUCCUCCAGGUGAUGUCACUGAGCGGCGGGGUGAGAAAGGAGACAGGGGAUUCCCGGGAGCUGAUGGAUUGCCAGGGAAUCCUGGCCGCCCUGGUGACCCUGGUUCUUCUGGCCAACCAGGCGGCCCUGGCCUUCCUGGACUCCGAGGACUCCCAGGAGAGCGUGGAGUGAUUGGCCCAAUAGGGCCAAAGGGAAGCAAAGGUGAGCCGGGGGAGCCUGGAGAGGUUGUAAACGGAGCAGGAGGAGGUGGGCUUCCUGGCCGGAAGGGGGAGCCUGGCGAACCGGGAAGCCCUGGACUUCCUGGAAUUCCUGGGUCCAGGGGACAAUUUGGUGAUCCUGGACCUCCGGGGCCUGUGGGACCUCCUGGGCCUGUGGGACCUGCCGGCGAGUUUGUCAAGGGAGAGAAGGGCGACCGAGGUGAGCGAGGCCCUCCUGGAUCAGGAGAUGGGGGUGUGGUCAGAGGAGAACCAGGCCUCCCAGGUAUGCCAGGAGAUCCUGGGCCAAGAGGACCUCCUGGGCUCGCAGGACAGAAAGGAGACAAGGGGGAUGGAGAAGAAGGUUUUCCUGGACCACCUGGACGGCCUGGAGACCCAGGAGAUCGAGGCCCUAGAGGACCUCCAGGUGAACAGGGAAGCAAGGGAGACCGAGGGCAGCCUGGUGAGAUUGGACCACCAGCAGAGAAGGGAGACCGUGGAUUACCUGGCCCUGAAGGAGAGAAGGGAGAGCAAGGACCCGCAGGUCGUCCAGGUCCAUCUGGCAGAGAUGGCUUGCAAGGGCCGCCUGGCCUUCGAGGCGAAAGGGGAGACCCAGGGGAACCUGGACUACCCGGGAAACCAGCUUCCAGUCAGUCAGGAAUCAAAGGAGACAAGGGGGAGAGGGGCCUUGUAGGACCAGAGGGGCCACCUGGACCCAGAGGAGAUGCCGGGAGCAAAGGAGAGCGCGGGCCGCCUGGACUUGGUGUUCCAGGCUCACCUGGUCCAAAAGGAGAGCAAGGGGACAGGGGGAUUGUUGGUUUGACUGGCAAGACAGGUGCAAAGGGUGACCCAGGAGACCCAGGUGAGAGAGGAGAACCAGGACGACCUGGACUUACCGGACAGAUGGGACAGAGAGGAAAAGAGGGUGAAAGAGGUGACAAAGGAGAUGAAGGAACCCCAGGUGAGCCAGGUCUACCAGGCAAACCUGGAGAGAGGGGUCUGCGGGGUCUGCCAGGAAGCCGAGGGCUCCCUGGCGAGAAGGGGGACCAAGGCGACCCAGGUGAAGACGGGAGAAAUGGCAGUCCUGGAGCACCAGGGUCAAAGGGCGACCGAGGAGAUCCUGGUCAGCCUGGACCCCCAGGCCAGACAGUUGGUACGGGACCUGGAGGAGGAGGGCAAAAAGGCGAGAAGGGGGAGCCAGGGGACCCCGGAGAAGAUGGAAUGAAAGGUGUCAAAGGAGAUGCUGGUUUACCUGGCCUGCCAGGAGAACGAGGAAUUGAAGGCUCCAGAGGUCUCCCUGGAGUUCGUGGUGACCCUGGAGACCGAGGUCCUGUGGGAGAGAAGGGUGACCGAGGCCCUCCAGGGCAAGAUGGCCGGAAUGGGUUAGAUGGGAAGCCUGGUCAAACAGGACCUGCAGGCCCAAGGGGUGAUCCUGGGAAGCAGGGCGAUCCUGGCAGAGAUGGUCUCGCAGGUCUGCGUGGCGAGCAGGGUCCUCCUGGAGCAAGUGGCCCCCCAGGACCUCCAGGACUGCCUGGCAAGCCUGGCGAUGACGGCAAACCUGGGCUGAAUGGGAAGAAUGGUGAAGAUGGGACUCCAGGAGAAGAUGGGAGAAAGGGGGACAAAGGUGAAGCUGGAGCGUCCGGCCGAGAUGGUCGUGAAGGUGUGAAAGGAGAGCGAGGGACCAUUGGGCCUCCAGGCCCCCCAGGGCCACUGGGUAUUCCUGGCAUGCCAGGGCAAGUUGGUCCUCCAGGCCAGAGCAUGCCAGGCCUCCCAGGGAUUUCAGGACAAAAGGGAGACAGAGGGGAGCCUGGAUCCAAAGGAGAUCAGGGAAGACCAGGGGAAGCUGGGCUUAGAGGUGAACCUGGAACAACACCGAAUGUUGAACGUGUCUUAGAAGCGAGUGGAAUCAAGAUUUCCUUACUGCGGGAGAUCACUGGUGCCUUUGAAGGGAGUUCUGAUCAAUUCUUGCCUGCCCCUGUCCGCUUGAAAGGCACGAAGGGUGACAGAGGGGAUCCAGGAGAGAGAGGGCCAGCAGGCAGAGAGGGGCUCAUAGGCUUCCCUGGAGAAAGAGGCCAAAAGGGCGACAAAGGAGACCAAGGCCCCCAAGGCCCAACAGGGCGUGCCAUUGGAGAGCGGGGGCCAGAAGGACCAUCUGGCCAGCCAGGGGAGCCUGGGAAACCUGGAAUACCAGGGGUGCCAGGCCGGGCAGGAGAACUUGGAGAGGCUGGGAGGCCUGGAGAAAAGGGUGAUCGGGGUGAGAAGGGUGGACAGGGAGAGCCGGGCAGAGAUGGCUUACAAGGGCCACCAGGGCCACCAGGACCCAGGGUGGAUGGAGGGGAAGGGGGCCUCCCGGGGCUUCCAGGAGAGCGUGGGGCUGCAGGACCCAAGGGAAGCAAGGGAGAGCCAGGAGAAGAUGGCGAGAAAGGCUCUAGAGGCGAUAAGGGUGAAACUGGGCAGAAAGGGGAGAGAGGUGAAGCCGGUGAGAGAGGCAGGGAUGGCGCUCCAGGCCUUCCAGGAGAAAGAGGCCUUCCUGGCCCAGAAGGGAAAGCAGGCUUGCCAGGCUUCCCCGGAGUUCUGGGCAGACCGGGUAACCAGGGAGAUACUGGACCACCAGGCCCUCCUGGUCCUAUUGGCCCUCCGGGCGCUCAAGGUCCACCUGGAAUAAAGGGCGAUGCAGGAGAGCCUGGCUCCAGCAUCCGAGGUUUACCGGGUCUCCAGGGGAAUGUUGGACUACCAGGAUCAGUAGGACCACCGGGACCUGCAGGUCAACAGGGCCCUCCAGGGUUACCAGGACAAGUGGGUGAACCUGGGAAGCUAGGUGUGCCAGGAAGGGAUGGAGUGCCAGGAAAAGACGGGGAACCUGGACUGCCUGGGAAAAUGGGUGUCCCAGGACCAGCAGGACCUGCCGGACCCAAAGGAGAACCCGGGGAUGCUGGGCUCCCAGGACAAAGUGUUGUGGGGCCUCCUGGAGCAAAAGGCGAGAAGGGUUCACCAGGUGACUUUGAUGGGGAAAUUUUUGGAAAAUCGGGUCCCAAAGGUGAUCGAGGUAUUCCAGGCCCUCGAGGAGAAAAGGUGAGAAACAGAUUUCCAAGAAAGAGCCUUGGUGGAGCCAAAGGAUCAUCUGGAAUCAAGGGAGAAAAGGGUUCACUUGGGAUUGGCCAACAGGGACCUCCUGGGCAAACUGGACCUCCAGGAUUAAAGGGAGACCCUGGCUUGCCUGGACCCCCAGGACCUCCAGGUUCACCAGGCGCACCUGGGAUUCCAGGCCAGCCAGGUCUGAGAGGAGAAAACGGACCAGCUGGCCUUCCAGGACCUCCAGGAGAGAGGGGUCAAACUGGCUUUCCUGGAAGGGAGGGCACCACAGGACCUCCAGGUCCACCUGGACCACAAGGACCAGCGGGUACACAAGGCAUUCCAGGAGUGAAAGGUGACAAGGGGGCCAUAGGUAUUGGGCAGCCAGGUGCUAGAGGAGAGCGAGGAGAUCCAGGACCCCGGGGUGAAGAUGGUCGCCCAGGGAUGGAAGGAGAUCGCGGGCCUGCAGGGCCUCCAGGAAACAGAGGGGAGAGAGGUGACAAAGGAGAUGUUGGGCUCAUGGGGCUGAAGGGAGACAAGGGUGACACUGCCGUUGUGGAGGGCCCACCAGGUGCUCGGGGGAACAAAGGGGAGCCAGGAGACCGUGGCCUAAAAGGGAUGGAAGGUGACAAAGGUGACAAAGGAGACCAAGGCAUCUCUGGAGAGAAGGGAGCGAGAGGUGAGCAGGGAGAGAAGGGGUCAGCAGGAUUCCCAGGAGCACGUGGUCCUGGUGGGCAGAAGGGAGAAGUUGGUGCAUCGGGAGAACCAGGAGAGCCGGGCCAACCCGGGAAGGAUGGCAUCCCAGGCACCAGAGGGGAGAAAGGAGACAUGGGUCCUUUUGGGAUGCGAGGUCCAAAGGGGGACCGAGGGAUGAAAGGAGCCUGUGGCCAGGAUGGAGAUAAGGGGGAGAAAGGAGAGCCAGGCCUGCCAGGCCGAAUGGGACUUGCCGGAAGGAAGGGUGACCCUGGUGAGGUGGGCCUGCCUGGAACCCCAGGAAUCCCCGGGAAAGAAGGCCUCAUUGGACCCAAGGGCGACAGAGGAUUUGAUGGCCAACAGGGGUCCAAAGGAGACCAAGGAGAAAAGGGGGACAGGGGUGCUCCAGGCAUUAUUGGCUCUCCAGGACCCAGGGGCAGUGAUGGACCCCCAGGGCCCCCUGGUCCCCCUGGCAGCAUUGGCCCAAAAGGCCCAGAAGGGAUUCAAGGGCAGAAGGGUGAGAGAGGGCCACCAGGAGAGUCCGUUGUAGGAGCCCGUGGAGUCCCGGGUCUGUCAGGAGAAAGAGGGGAGCAGGGAAGUCCAGGGCUUGAUGGCCUCCGAGGAGAGAAGGGAGAUCCUGGAAUGACGGAAGAAGAGAUCCGUCUGUUUGUCAGGCAGGAGAUGAGUCAGCACUGUGCCUGUGGAGGCCAGUUCUCCCCUCCUGAUCGACGUCUCCUCCCCAACUAUCCAUCCACCCAACCGUUCCCGUCUGUCAAUGCUCAAAUAGUCCCUGUGCUUAAGUUGUCCCACGCUGAGGAAGAGGAAGGGAGCCAGACACGACACGUAGUGAACGUAGAUGACCCUGAGUAUGAGUACAUCUACACAGAGGAGGACUAUGAAGAGGGAGCAGAUGGGACAGAGAGCCCUAUGCUGAGGGAUGCUGAGCCAUGCUCCUUGCCCCUGGACGAGGGAGACUGCAGCAAAUUCACGCUAAGGUGGUACUAUAACCAAAGAGUGUCUGAGUGCCGGCCCUUCAUCUACAGCGGUUGCAGGGGGAAUAGCAACCGCUUCCAUUCCAAGGAGGACUGUGAGCUUCAGUGCAAGUCAUAGGCUGCUGCAGGUGGCAACACAUUGGAUCAGAACAGACGUGUAUAAACUCUGAAGUGGGUUUUGGAUUCUGGGAGAACUGACCAAAAGAAGAGUUCCGGCUCCUGAGGCUCCCAAACUAUUCUUCUCCUGCAAAAGGUCUUAGAGUUACAUACACACAGAGUACAUUUGGUCUGAGACUCAUCUUGCAGCCAUUUCUACUGCCUGCAGCACAGUUGCGCAUGUUUGUGUGUGUGUGUAUUUUGUAUGUGUGCAUGUGUGGGCUGCUUCAGCUGGAGCAGAGAAACGGUGCUAUUCUUUUUUUUAAAAGUAUUUUGGUUGCUCUUGGUUUAUUUUUUAAAUUAAGGUGAAAUUUUUAUCAAAUGAAAAACAUAUGCAUAACCUCUUUUAUAUAUAAUAUAAAAAGAAAAAGAAAAGACAUAUUUUAAUUAGAGCUUUCUUAACUUAUUUGAUGCUGGCCGACAGAUGACACAUGGAAUGUAUUAUAUAGCCAGACCAAACUGAUUCUCUCAAUUCAGGUUUGCAUCCUUUAUGAGCUUUUCCUCUUGCUCCCCUGUAUGCCCUUUCUGUUGCAAUAAAAAGUGCUAUGAGUAUCUGAAUUCAGAUGUCCCAUGAUGCAUUGCCAAAGCUACAGUUCUAGCGAUGCUCCGAAGGGUUUGUUUCUGCAAUUCUUCUGUGAAACUUGACCCCCACCCAUCCCACCUACCCCAGCUUGUCAAAUGAGGCUUGAUGAAUACACCUAUGAUUUGCCACAUCUGCAAAUCUGGUAGGAGAGUUUGUCACUUGGGAUGGACUAAUAGGGUAAAAUGAUUCUUAUGGAGUGUUUCUUAAGGACACGACCAGGAGGAAGAAUCUUCUAAUUAGCUCUUCCUCUUUCUCAGAAUCUUCCAAUGCCUGCAGUGUACGUACACCUCUUCGUUUUUCAGCUCUAGGCUUUAAAUCUGCUGUGGGCAAAGUAACUGCACAAGAAAUCAUAUGCAAAGCAGAUGAAGUCCAAUCUUACCAAGACCCCUAUAGAUGUCACCUCCAUGAAAAACAGGGAGUUGAAAAACUGGAACCUGAGUUUCCAGGCAAAUUAGUGGUUCCAUUUAGCUAUUGUGAUUAAUCGCCAUUAAUAAACAAUAGUGGUUCCAUUUAGCUAGUGUGAUAAUUGCCUUUAAUAGACCCAUUCACUGUCUAUUAAUAGACCCAUUCACUGGCCCUUCUCACAUCCAGUGGCAGUGAAUUCCAUAUGUUAACUUCACUGGGGCAAAAGAGGCUUCCUUUUUCCAUUCUGAACCUACAGAUCGUUCUGAAUCUCAUAGUAUUUCAUCAUAUUUUAAAUAACACUACUUAUUUUAUAAACCUUCACUAUCCUUUAAAUGGCUUGAUUUCUAAGCAAGAGUCAAAUGCUAAACCUUUUCUUAUAGGUGAAGCUGUUCAGUGCCUUGAUCACUUAGAUUGUUCUUUCCCAUCCCUUUUCUAAUGCUAUUCUGUUCUUUUUGAGAUUGGGCAACCAGAAUAGUAAGCAGUCUUCCAAAUGUGGCUGUGCCACAGAUUUAAAUAAAUGCAUGAUGAAACUGACAGGAAUUAUUAGGAAAGAAAUUGCAAAUAUACUUAGCAAUGUUUUUUCAGUGCUGCUGCACAUUAAGCCAACAUUUUCAGUUAUCUCUUUCUGAGGUACUUACUCAACCAAUUCAGAUCCCACCAAAAGGUAUAAUUGACUUUUAUUUUUAUUUUUGGCCAGAAACUUUCUAAAAUACUGUUGUGGUUGUAAACAAAAUUUUUUUGUCAGAACCUAUGGGGAAACACCCUCCUGUGUAAAUAUCACUCUUAAAAAAAUGAAUUCAUUUGAAGAAGUUUCACCUUAAUCCUGAACAGCAAGCAAUAGUCUCCAAUAAACAAUAGCAUUUUGGAAGACUCCAAACAAAAAUCAGAGCACAUGUAUUUUGUAUGAGGGGAUUCUGUAUGAAACACUUGUUUUUAUGUUUUACCUGCUGAACAAUAUUAUGGAAAUAAUCAGUGAAAUGCUGAGAAUGGUGCUAUGCUGUUAUUAUGUUGCUACCACUACAGGGCAUUUUAAAAAGCUUGGCAAUCAUGUGCAUUUCAACCUUUUUUCUUUUUUCUUUUGUUAUCACCCUUUCCCAACAACUAAGCUUGCUAUCUCCUCUGCUCAGCCCUGCUCCUCUCUGUUCCUUCUCGCUCUUUGGCAUCCUGUGUGAUCUUAUGAUCAGUGCAGAUUCAGACAAAGUGGCUGUUGUUUAAAAUACCUUUAAAGAAAAUAGGGAAACAGCUAAAUACACAAACAUAUGGCAUGUGAAGAACCUAAGAAGAGACCUGCUGGGUCAGGCCAUGGCCCAUCUAGUCCAGCAGUCCUGUUCUCACAGUGGCCAACCAGAUGCUUAUAUGAAGCCUGCAAGCAGGACCUGAGCCACAACACUGCUUUCGCCACUUGCGAUUCCCAGCAACCGAUAUCCAGAGGUGUACUGCCUCCGAUAGUGUUUCCCACUGAUGUCCUUGUGGAUGCUACCUGGUGCUAUUACAGUAAUUAUUUAGUCAUUGUGUAUAUAGGAAAGCAGCAAUUUAUAACCCACCGGAUCUGGUCUGGAGUCAACAAGUUGUGGGUUGUUGCCUUUGAAGGGUGGCUAUUAAAACACCUCAAUCUUAAAUGUGUUUGUGGAAGUACCUUUACUUUUUAGUGGAAUUUACUUCCACCUUUUGGGCACCACCCAGCGACCAUUGGGCAUGCCUAAGUCCCCUGGCUCAAGUACACAGUACCUGACCACAUUCGAAAUCAAUUGGCUUAAGCACACUUAACUGGUGGAUUGUUGUCUUAUUUCCUGUUGGAUUUCACCAGAACCUGUGAAAGUUUUAAGGUGGUAGCCAAACCCACUGGUUUCUUAGAGCGGUACUUCAUAGUUAAGGCUACCAUUUUCCUGUUGAGCUCUCUUGAGUUUGCAGAACAUCAGGUGUUAUGCCACCAAAUUGUUAUGCUGCUUGCUAGCUCCAGAGAGACUCUUUAAUCCAGAGGGACUCUGACAAUAAUCCCAGCCCUUUCCCAGUCCAUGAAGAGAUGUUGCUUGCCUUUUGUAUUUCUGGUGUGCAAAUGCAAUCAAAUGUAAAGAUGGCCUCCGAAAAUCAGAGAAGCAGAUCAUAACAAGCCCAGCAAGUUAAGUGCAACAGGUGACUCAGGUAAUAAUUUAGUACUGGGAUCUGUGGGGCAGUUUCUGAUGGCAUCACCUAGAAGUGUUCAUUUGGAACCCUCCUGUCCAUAGGACACAGUUGACUAUAUUACAGUAGUUUAUCUGCCUGGGGUUGGUAGUUUGAUGUUGCUGACUUUGGACAGGAUGGCUUUGAAUGGGCUACCAUAGGUUUACUGUAGCCAACCUGAUGCCCCGCCUCAGAUGCUGUGAACUACAACUCCAUCAACCUUGACUCUUGGCCAUGCUAACCAGGACUGAUGGGAAUUGUAAUCCGCAACUUCUGGAGGGCACUGUGUUGUCUACCUGUGCCUUAACCAGCUCUGUGCUCCUUUGAACAAAGGGAAAGUCACUGUCAAUGUAAAAUCACAUGAGAAAGAACCAGCUAUCUGCUAUCUAGUGUUCAUUGUCUCCAUCAUGGAAAAAGCAUGAACAUAGGAACCUGACCAUUUUAACAAAAGAUGGCAGGGCUUCAACCCUGCAAAGAAAUCAUGUGCUCUACUACUGCACUAUAGCUCUUCAUCUAUACUAUCAGUACCUUGCAAAUUCCAGAAGAGUAGGCAAGUUUAGUCUUUUAUAGAAACAACAGAGUCCCAUGGCACCUUAAAAGACUAACAAGGGUAUUCCAACAUGACCUUUCAUAGACCCGGUAUAUGAACUCAACAUAGACCUUGCCUUUUGUCCUCUGUCCAGUGUGUCUGCAAAGAAAGAAAGGCAUUUUGGUCAAAGAGCACCACCCCCUUGGUGUACAUAUGAUCUUUGCUGCCAUCAAUCACUAUUUUAUUCCCAAGAUGCUGGCUGCAGAAUAGAGAUGCAAAAGUAACUGUUGUUUCUUCUGUUUGUAAGAUGCCUCUAAUUAUGCAUGGUGCAAAAUCCAAAUGCAGUAAAUGAAUAAAAGUUUGUUUUACCUCAUUCA